Molecule: messenger RNA, 2214 nt
Organism: Elephantulus edwardii (Cape elephant shrew)
Lineage: Eukaryota; Metazoa; Chordata; Mammalia; Macroscelidea; Macroscelididae
Gene: VCAM1
Product: vascular cell adhesion molecule 1
Exons: 9
Coding region: 1-2214 (737 amino acids)
Biological process (GO): cell-cell adhesion
Cellular component (GO): membrane
Molecular function (GO): integrin binding
Source: RefSeq, a predicted model, not a curated record
AUGCGGAGGAAGACAGGCAAGAUCUUUGCAGCUCUAAGUAUCCUUUGCAUGGUGGUGGCUUCUCAAGCUUUUAAGAUUGAGAUCUCUCCUGAAUCGGACAUCCUUGCUCAGAUUGGUGACUCUGUCUCACUGACUUGCAGUACCACCGGCUGUGACUCCCCUUCUUUUUCUUGGAGAACCCAGAUAGACAGUCCUCUGAGCGGGAAGGUGAGGAACGAAGGGACCAGAUCCACGCUGGUCAUGGAUCCUGUUGGCUUUGACAAUGAGCAUUCUUACCUGUGCACUGCUACCUGCGGAUCCCUGAAACUGGAAAAAGGAAUCAAGGUGGACAUCUACUCUUUCCCUAAUGAUCCAGUGAUUCAUUUGAGCAGCCCACCCGAGGUGGGAAAGUUGGUCACAGUCAAGUGUUUGGUGUCUGAUGUUUACCCGUAUGACAGGCUAGAGAUGGAGAUACUGAAGGAUGGUAAUCUCAUGAAGAAUCGGGAGUUUCUAGAGGACAUGGACGGGAAGAAUUUAGAGACCAAGAGUUUAGAAGUAACCUUUACUCCUGUCAUUGACGAUAUUGGAAAAUACCUUGUUUGCCGAGCUAAAUUACAUGUUGAUAAGCCUGACUUUGUGACUACAGAGAGAGAGACCACAAAAGAACUGCAAGUCUACAUCUCUCCCAAGAACACAGUUAUCUCUGUGACACCCUCCACAAAUCUACAAGAAGGUGGAUCUGUGACCAUGACGUGUUCUAGUGAUGGUCUGCCAGCUCCAGAGAUUUACUGGAACAAGAAAUUAGAUAAUGGGAAUCUACAACUCCUUUCUGACAAUGCAACUCUCACCUUAAUUGCUAUGAGGAUGGAAGAUUCUGGAAUUUAUGUGUGUGAGGGAGUUAACCUGAUUGGAAAAGAUAAAAAAGAAGUGGAAUUAAUUGUUCAAGAGAAACUAUUUGCAGUAGAGAUCUCCCCUGGCUCCCAGAUUGCUGCGCAGAUUGGGGAUUCAGUAGUGUUGACAUGUAGUGUCACAGGCUGCAACUCGCCAUCUUUCUCUUGGAGAACCCAGAUUGACAGCCCACUCAGUGGGGAGGUGAAAAGCGAGGGGACCAAGUCCACACUGACCCUGAGUCCUGUUGGCUUUGAGAAUGAACGCUCUUACUUAUGUUCAGUGACAUGUGGACGUAAGAAGCUGGAAAAAGGAAUCCAGGUGGAGCUCUACUCAUUUCCAAGAGAUCCAGAAAUUGAAAUGAAUGAUCUUCUAGUGAGUGGAAAUCUUGCCACCGUAACCUGUAGGGUCCCUGAUGUGUACCCUUUUGACCGAUUGGAGAUUGAAUUACUUAAAGGGGAGAGUAUCAUGAAGAAGGAAGUCUUUUUGGGAGACAUGGAUAGACAAUCUCUAGAGAACAAGAGUUUGGAAAUGACCUUCACUCCCACCACCAAAGACACUGGAAAAGUUCUUGCUUGUCGGGCUAAGUUAAAUAUUGAUGGAAUGGAGUUUAAACCCAAACAAAGGGAGAGUACACAGACACUUUAUGUUAACGUUGCCCCACAGCUUCCAGUCAUCCAGGCUAGCCCCUCAACCACCCUGAAGGAAGGCAGCUUUGUGAAUCUAACAUGUUAUAGCGAUGGCCUUCCAGCCCCAAAGAUUCUGUGGAGCAAGCAGCUAAGUAAUGGAGCUCUACAGCCUCUUUCUGAAAAUACAACUCUCACCUUAAUGUCUGCCAAGAUGGAAGACUCUGGCAUUUAUGUGUGUGAAGGGAUUAACCAGGUUGGAAAAAGCAGAGCUGAAGUCAAAUUAGUUAUUCAAGUUGCCCCAAAAGACAUACAACUUACAGCCUUUCCUUCUGAGAGUGUCAAGGAAGGAGAUACUGUCAUUAUCUCUUGCACAUGUGGCAAUGUUACCGAAACUUGGAUAAUCUUGAAGAAGAAAGCAGAGACGGGAGACAAGAUGCUAAAAUCGAUAGGUGGUACUUACACUAUACGCCAAGCCCAGCUAGAAGAUGCAGGAGUGUACGAAUGUGAAUCUAAAAAUGAGGUUGGCUCCCAAUUAAGAAGCUUAACACUUGAUGUUAAAGGAAGAGAAAAUAACAACUAUUUUUCUCCUGAACUUCUUGUGCUGUAUUGUGCAUCCUCCUUAAUAAUACCUGCCAUUGGAAUGAUCGUUUACUUUGCGAGAAAAGCCAACAUGAAAGGGUCAUACAGUCUUGUAGAAGCACAGAAAUCAAAAGUUUAG